Symsagittifera roscoffensis is the source of this 1952-nucleotide messenger RNA. RefSeq lists its product as uncharacterized. Bases 10 to 1605 code for a protein of 531 amino acids. The record is from RefSeq and is a predicted model, not a curated record. The transcript is spliced from 11 exons. NCBI's taxonomy places the organism in Eukaryota, Metazoa, Xenacoelomorpha, Acoela, Convolutidae.
CUGAAGGAGAUGGUUGAUUUCCUUCUGGUGCGGGACGCUGACCCCUACUUGACGGAUAAGGGGGGCAAGAACUUCGUGCAACUGGCCAAUGAGGCGGACCAUUCCAACGCAGUAGCCCCACAUCUGUCCAAAUUUCUCACACACUCUUCUCCGUCGCAGCUGGGGAAUAUGGGGAAAAACCAGCCAGUUGCACUUCGCAAACAUAGUGCCACUGCGUCACCCAGCACUUCCAGGGUACCCCUGUCGAACCCGCCUAUCAAUCCACCUCGCAGACGCAACUCCAAACUAGAGCAGUCCCCCAUGAAUUUGAGAGGAGGCUCAGGAUCUCCAUCGCCAUCCUCGCCCUCUAUGAUGAUCACAGAACAGAGAAACUCUCAAAUCAGCACUGCCUCUUCCCAUAGCAGCAGCAGCUCUUCUGCCGGAAUGACCUCCCAUCCUAGCCAGUCUCAGAGCCAGCCCCCUGCCAAGCCCACUAGCGAAAAACCAUCCUUAUACGCAUCCAAUUGCAGUUCAAUCAGAGAAGUCGAACAACAAAACAGCGAAGAUGGAGUCGGACAUCAGGUGUCAGCUUCUGCCCUUGCCACUCGUGAUAAGGACAAGGACAUCUACACUAGACAGUUGGAGGCUAAGAAUGCGGAGUUGAUGAGGGAACAGCUGGAAAUGCAGAAGAAGCUGGAAGUGAUGAUGAAGGAGCAGAGAAGGGAAAGGGACCAGCAACAGAUAGUCGGAGGUGAGACAAACGAGAAAGUGAGUCGUCUUGAAGAGACAGUUCGGCAGCUGAUGACGUCACUGGACCAACAGCAGCAGCAGAAGAGUCAAAGCAGAGAGACCUCUCUCCCAUCUUCUGCCUCUUACAACAUGCAGUGCAGUCCCCCCGAUACCUUCCAGCCGAAACACAUGAUUGCACACUCACAGUCGAUGGGUCUACUCAGAACAGCUACUGACCACGGUAUGACUUCUGGCUCUUCCACCGAAGCCUCCCCCGAGAAGCGAAGUGGGAAUAAUGGUGACCAGCAGAUGCCACCGCCUCCUCCCCCUCAACUGUUAUCGAGUACACAACACAGUGGAUUCCAAAACUACUUCAACAUGAGCUCCGUAGGAUUGCCAGUAGACAGAGGAGGAGCACUCGACAGACAGCGCAACAGCCAGUCCUCCGACUCUGGCUACUCGGCUGCCGGAAUAUCCCCCACCUCUUCCACCCGUGGGGGGAUAACUGCCGCUAGAAAUCUCCUCUCACAACCCCACUUGAAUCAGAUGACAAACAGAGAAAUGAGGGCAGAGCUGGAGACGGCAACACAAUGUUUGAAGGAACUCACUCAUCAACAGAGCAAAAUGCAACAGGCGUUGGACGUGCAGGCACGUGCAAUCAGCUCAGUCAGUGCAACUGUUCAAGCAUUGCACGAAGCCCUGCACAGACCACAAUCAACAAAUGGUCACGUGACCUGCAUUGCCCAUCUCCCCUCCUCGGGUCAACAUCCACCCCACACGCCACCCGUGUUGCCGCCACUCAGCAGCGCCAGUUUGGGGAGUCCGCAGCAGGUUCAGUCGAGCCAAUCUGGAAGAAAAUUAACGAAUCGGGUUUCGAUGUUUGAAAAACAUGUCUAAAGAUGUUCGACAAUCAAAAAGAAUGAUGCCAGUCAGUCGAAGGAAUUACAACAUUAAGUUACAAAUCUCAUUGUGUGCUGCCAUUUCGUCUGAGAGUUUGGGAAAUUGAGGAGGUUUAGUGAAACUUAGUUUAGAGUUCAGUUUAUUUACUUCUAAUAGAACCUUUUUUUAGUAGAAAACUUCAUAUCAUUUACAAAAUAGCUCUGUUAAAUGUUAAAUCAAAUUUAGAUAUCACCCAAAUAAAUUCGCCAUAAUAAUGUUUAAAAUUAUUCUGAAUUAUAUAUUUUAUUGAUUGAAUAUUCAUGUUUCCAUUUUUUUGUUCCAAAAUUGAUUUCUCGGCUCACUGU